Musa acuminata subsp. malaccensis (wild Malaysian banana) is the source of this 1076-nucleotide messenger RNA. Its product is annotated as expansin-B16-like. Gene Ontology annotation, biological process: sexual reproduction. NCBI's taxonomy places the organism in Eukaryota, Viridiplantae, Streptophyta, Magnoliopsida, Zingiberales, Musaceae. Gene Ontology annotation, cellular component: plasmodesma; extracellular region. The record is from RefSeq and is a predicted model, not a curated record.
GAAGCCCUGUAAGGGUAUAUGCAAUGGCUUCUUGCUUCUUCUCUCCCUUCUCCUUUUAUUACUCCUUUCUUCUCUUGUCCGUGUUUGCCUUGUUCUGUUUCGAUACCAGCGAACCACACCCCGUCGUCGACCCGCAUUGGCACCCGGCGACCGCGACCUGGUACGGCAGCCCCAACGGCGACGGCAGCGACGGUGGGGCGUGCGGGUACGGGUCGCUGGUGGACGUGCGGCCGCUGCGGGCGCGGGUGGGGGCGGUGAGCCCCGUGUUGUUCAAGGGCGGGGAGGGGUGCGGCGCCUGCUACAAGGUGCGCUGCCUGGACCCGGUCGUCUGCGCCCGCCGUCCCGUCACCGUCAUCGUCACCGAUGAGUGCCCCGGCGGGUACUGCGCCUUCGGCCGCACCCACUUCGACCUCAGCGGCGCCGCGUUCGGCCGCAUGGCCGUCCCCGGCAAGGCCAGCCGGCUACGUGAUCGUGGCGAGAUGCCCGUCGUGUUCCGCAGGACUCCAUGCAAAUACCCAGGUAAGAGUAUCGCUUUUCAUGUAAAUGAAGGUUCCACAAACUUUUGGCUGUCACUUCUUGUGGAGUUUGAGGACGAUGAUGGAGACAUCGGAUCCAUGCAUAUAAAACAAGCAAAUUCUGUAGAGUGGCUAGAGAUGAAGCACAUAUGGGGAGCAAAUUGGUGUAUCAUUGGGGGGCCUCUGCACGGUCCCUUCUCAGUAAAGCUUGCUACGUUAACCACCCGGAAGACCUUCUCAGCUCGGGAUGUGAUUCCCAGGAACUGGUCUCCCAAAGCCACCUACACCUCUCGGCUCAACUUACGUUAGGAGAAGUAGUUCUUGUAAUGCAAAAGCGACUCGUGUUUGGAGUCCUCUCUCCGAAGGGGAGAGCAGGCGCCUAGUUCGAUGAGGAUUCCAUGACGAGUCCUCUUCUGUAAUGGUCUGUCGAAUCGAACUCUCUCAAUCCGACUCUGAGGAGACAUUCGACUUCGCUUGUUAGCGUUCUGAAUGUAAUACACAAAACUCAUCAUCUUUUUGGUGAGACAAAAAAGGUUUAUGGAAACCAAUCAUUUCCAAACA